UGCACGCUUUAGCCAGCAGCAAGACAGCUGUGUUUGAUCAUAAACCACUUAAACUCCAGGCUCACUGGCAGGGGAAACUUUAGCGUGAAGUGCAGCAUUCGUUUCUCUAGGAGAAGGGAGCUUUCUUCUCUUUUUCCUUUCUGCCUCCCCAAAUACUGAGGACUGUAGCAGCACUCUCCUUUGAAUUUCUUUGUGAACUUGUGUAAAGCUCGUCAAAUUUUUCUGCGUAUGUUCAAUGGCAUUGGAAGAUGCCCUUUAACAGAGCUAUGGAAAAGAGCAGCAUAAAACACACAGCAGAGAUGAAGCAUGCCUUGUAGAUGGACUAAGACAGCCCUGGGAUCCUGGUAAGCACUUCAUUCCCUGCAUUCUCUAGGCACUUCACGUUAUUAACAAAUCUCUCGCAGCAAUGGAUUGUCUGUGAAGUCAAAACCAGUUUGGCUCUUUUAGAAGAUCUUGCAUCAUUAACUUAAACUCUCAUUGUGGAGUAAAAAUGGCUGUCUAGAGAAAAAUGUAUAAGAGAGAAAAAUUUUGGAGAAGAAAGUAUUGAACCACUUGAACAAAACUUUGAAGCAUUAAAAUCUGCAGAAAUCGUCAAGCCCUGAGAAGUCUAAUCAUGAAUUCUGGAGUUGCUAUGAAAUAUGGAAACGACUUCCCUGCAGAGCUGAGUGAGCUUCAUUUAGCAGCCCUGGCUUCAUUAAAGGGAGACAUCGUGGAGCUUAAUAAGCGUCUACAACAAACAGAAAAGGAGCGUGACCUGUUGGAAAAGAAAUUGGCAAAAGCACAGUGUGAGCAGUCCCACUUGAUGAGAGAGCACGAGGAUGUGCAGGAGCGAACAACGCUGCGCUACGAGGAGCGGAUCACAGAGCUGCACAGCAUUAUUGCCGAGCUCAACAAGAAAAUCGAUCGGCUGCAGGGAGCAACCAUAAGGGAGGAGGAUGAGUACUCAGAACUGAGGUCGGAGCUGAGCCAAAGCCAGCAGGAGGUUAAUGAAGACUCACGCAGCAUGGACCGAAACUCUGUCUCCGUGCCAGAGAACCAGUCCACAAUGGUCACUGCAGAUGUGGAUAACUGUAGUGACUUGAAUUCAGAACUUCAGAGAGUGCUGACAGGUCUGGAAAAUGUUGUCUGUGGGAGGAAGAAAAGCAGCUGCAGUUUGUCCAUCGCAGAGGUGGACAGGCACAUUGAACAACUCACUACUGCCAGCGAACAUUGUGAUUUAGCCAUUAAGACCGUGGAGGAGAUUGAGGGUGUGCUGGGACGUGACCUUUAUCCAAACCUGUCUGAGGAGAGAUCUCGGUGGGAGAAGGAGCUGGCUGGCCUGCGGGAAGAGAAUGAAAGCCUCACAGCCAUGUUGUGCAGCAAAGAGGAGGAGCUCAACAGGACCAAGGCCACCAUGAACACUGUCCGUGAGGAGAGGGACAGGCUGCGUAGAAGGGUUCGGGAGCUGCAGACUCGUUUGCAGAGUGUGCAGGCCACAGGCCCAUCCAGCCCGAGCCGCCUCACUCCUGCCAACCGCCCCGUCAACCCCAGCACGGGAGAGCUGAGCACCAGCAGCAGCAGCAAUGACAUUCCCAUUGCCAAGAUUGCUGAAAGAGUGAAGUUGUCAAAGACAAGAUCAGAGUCUUCAUCAUCUGAUAGACCUGUCUUAGGAUCAGAAAUCAGCAGCAUAGGGGUGUCUAGUACUGUGGCUGAACAUUUGGCACAUUCCCUUCAAGACUGCUCAAACAUCCAGGAAAUCUUCCAGACUCUCUAUUCACAUGGAUCUGCUAUCUCUGAAAGCAAAAUCCGAGAAUUUGAAGUGGAGACAGAGAGAUUAAAUAGCCGUAUUGAACACCUGAAAUCCCAGAAUGAUUUGCUGACAAUAACACUGGAGGAGUGCAAGAGCAAUGCAGAGAGGAUGAGCAUGCUUGUGGGCAAGUAUGAGUCCAAUGCGACAGCCCUCAGGCUGGCACUGCAGUACAGUGAACAGUGCAUAGAAGCAUAUGAGCUGCUGUUGGCAUUGGCAGAAAGUGAGCAGAGUCUCAUUCUUGGACAAUUCAGAGCUGCAGGUGUUGGUUCUGUUGGGGACCAGACAGGUGAUGAAAAUGUCACACAGAUGCUUAAGAGGGCUCAUGACUGCAGGAAGACAGCUGAGAAUGCAGCAAAAGCUUUGCUGAUGAAGCUAGAUGGGAGCUGUGGGGGAGCCUAUGCAGUCACAGGCUGUAGCGUGCAGCCCUGGGAAAGCCUCUCCUCCAACAGCCACACCAGUACUACCAGCUCAACUGCAAGCAGUUGUGACACAGAAUUUACAAAGGAGGAUGAGCAGCGGCUGAAGGAUUACAUCCAGCAGCUGAAAAACGACAGAGCAGCAGUGAAACUGACAAUGCUGGAGCUGGAAAGCAUCCACAUUGAUCCCCUUAGUUAUGAUGUUAAGCCACGUGGAGACAGCCAGAGGCUGGACUUAGAAAAUGCAGUCUUGAUGCAGGAACUCAUGGCAAUGAAGGAAGAGAUGGCAGAGCUCAAGGCACAGCUUUAUCUGCUGGAGAAGGAGAAGAAGGCUUUGGAAUUGAAGCUGAGCACUCGAGAGGCCCAGGAGCAGGCCUACCUCGUCCAUAUUGAGCACUUGAAGUCUGAAGUGGAAGAACAAAAAGAGCAGAGAAUGAGGUCUCUCAGCUCAACCAGCAGCGGAAGCAAAGAUAAACUGGGCAAGGAAUGCAGUGAUGGCACCGCAACGCCGCUAACACUCGCUGAGCUGAGACCAUACAGUGAGAGUGAACUGACUGCUGAGCUGACAAAUGCACUCAGGAGGGAGAAGAAACUGAAAGCAAGAGUGCAGGAGUUAGUGAGUGCCUUGGAGAGACUCACGAAGAGCAGUGAAAUCAGACAUCAGCAGUCUGCAGAAUUUGUUAAUGACCUUAAAAGGGCAAACAGCAACUUGGUAGCAGCUUAUGAAAAAGCAAAGAAAAAGCAUCAAAACAAGCUGAAGAAACUGGAAUCACAAAUGAUGGCCAUGGUGGAGAGACAUGAAACCCAAGUAAGAAUGCUCAAACAAAGAAUAGCUUUACUGGAAGAAGAGAACUCCAGACCACACACCAAUGAAACUUCACUUUAAAUGCAUCUCUUUAAAGGAUGCUUAGUGCCAUUACAACUUUCUUUCUUUUGGAGGUUGACUUUUAGGUAGCUUCAAAUGUUAAAAGCUCUGACUGUCAAUGCUGACAAAAUUUAAAAGCACCUUCUCUGGGAUCCUAGAGAGGUGUCAUGGGGAUAAUAAAAGUGUUAACCUUAAGAACUGUUUCAUAAUGUAAAAUGGCAGUGCCUGAAUUAUCAUGCUAUAAUUGUGUACAUUGUCUGUGUAUUCAUACAGCUUCUCUUCCAUUUUAUUGAUGGCUCGUGGGUGACAGCAUCAUGCAGCAGAAUAAUUCAUGUUCAGAGGUUUUUAUUUGAGUAGUUUGGAGAUCAUGUGAGAGUUUUCCCAGUCCCUGAGCUCUCUCUGCACACAAGUCCAUUCUGUACCCUCGAGACUCACUGUUGUGGUUAUACCACCAAACAGGCAGCUGCAGAAUGGGGAUGACAGCCUGGCUGGCUUUUUCUUUGCACCCUGCUUGCAGUUCUGCUCACAGUGCAGGUCAGGUAGGAAAACUCCUGCUGAUGUGGGGAAAAAAGCAAGAAAACGUAGUUGCACCACUGUGAAUUAUGAUAAAGGUGUAAUUUUUACAGUGCAUAAGAGGGCCAAAGGCUGUGGGUUUCACCACGCCAGAGAGACAGUCUGUGCCAAGGGUGGGUAGGGAAUUACAGAAGACCUCUUGGUAUUUAUAUGGCAUGGUGUUUGCAACUACUUCAUAAAAACAGUUGGUUUCUCUUGCUAUAUAUACACCAUAUCCAAGGUUUUCUUUAAGAGGCCGGGCCAUUUUUGUUACGUGUGUUGUGCUUAUUUCAGCUUACUGUGAUCAAGAGGUAGAAUGUCUUCUUUCUAUACUUUUUUUGACCCAAAAAAGGUACUUAAGUAAUGUACCUGUUUAAUAUUGAAUACAUAAGCAGAAAAUAAAAUGUGUAUAAAUAAAAUAAAUGUGUAGACGUAUGGAUAUCCAGCCACAAACAGAAUGUGAACGGUGAAGUCUUACAGCUUCUUAGGUUAGUUUUGUUACUGCUAACAUUCUCUUGUUUAAAUCGCACUAUUACUGUAUUAUCAAACUGACUGAAGUGCAAAUUUCAGCUUUUUAGAUUAAUGAACAUUAAGCAAAUCAUGGGGAUCAGGUAGAUUUCUGUAGGGAUGAAAAUACAGGAGUCUUCCGUAGCACUUGAUAUAUUCAGAAUUUGGGUUUUUUUGACAGAGUACAUAAAACGGCUUCAUGUGUGUUUUAAAAAUAGGCAAGCUAUAGUCCCUUCACUGUGCUUGCCUGCUGCUGUGUUACGCCUCUGCUGUGCAUUUUCCAGGCUGAUUUCCAGUGAAUCUGAUUUCAGGAGAUGUUUAUUGUUUUUGCUUUACAUGUUGAGUUGCGCCUCAAGUUUUUUACUAGUGUAUUCAGAAUUAUUCCUCCCAUUACCUGUACUAAGGAAAUACCUUUAGAGGACUUUUUUUGCCUGCUACUGGGUUAGAUCAGUCAGACAAUAUAGUUGUGAGAAUUUGUCUUCAGAAUGUGGCAUUAUUGUUAAGUCUUGCUUACGUCUGGAACUGUAGCGGUUGGUUUUACUUCUCUUACUACUGUAGCUGCUGUUGUCUUCUGUCUUUAGAGUAGUCAUUCCUACUUCUUGGGAAUCUAGCACAUCAUCCACAAAGCCAGCAUCACACAUAAUUGAUUGCAACAGCAGAUUAAACAGUGCUGAUUUCAAAAUUUUUAGGUAGUCAUAUUCUGGUUUUGAUUGGUCCUCUUUCUCAGAAUAAUUGCACUUCUUAAUUUAUAAUUAGUCUCUUGAAGGAGGAGGCACAUUGAUUUCUUCUGUCUUUAUGGUUCUGCUUAGCAGCUCUCUAUGGUGUUUUCCCAUUUUUUGUCCCAAUUUCUCAUGUCCAGGGAGGUGGGGGUUUGCCAUCAGCUUUAGUGGUACCUGAGCACACUUGUUCUGAAGAAACACAAAGUAUGCACCAUGUGCUGGGCAAAAAUGCGGUUACACUUUUGUGUUUUGGCAUCUGAAACACCCAUGUUACUUGAGGUCACCUCAGAAUGUCCAUGUGAAAUACCUGUCACUGGAGAGAACAGCAACCAUACUGCACUGGGCUGCCUCUUCAGCUAAUUCUUUUCCCCUAUUUAGAAUAAUGGAAUUAAAGGAUGAUUUGGGUUGGAAAGCACCCUAAAAAUCAUCUCGUUACAAUCCCUUUCUGUGGGCAGGGACAUCUUCCACUGGACCAGGUUGCUCCAAGCCCCAUCCAACCUGGCCUUGAACAUUCCAGGGAUGGGGCAACCACAAUUCCUCUGGGCAAGCUGGGCCAGUGCCUCAGCACCCUCACACAGAAGAGUUUCUUCCAUUAAAGAAUUCAGAUACACAGAGGCAUAAAACACUGCAGCCUCAGUGCUUUUCCCAGGCCUGACAAUUUGCUGAUUAUUUCACUAGAUUUAGCACGAAUCUUCUGUGCCAACUGUACUCUAGAAGGGCUUUAGAAUAAAUUACAAAUCACCAGUAAAUGUAAACCACUCCCAUUUUUUCCCAUAAGGGUUGUAGGUGAAAAAGCAGCAUUGGUACCAUCCAGCCUCAGCAGUAGCCAUAGUUUGCCAGACUACCAGUUGAUUUAUUUGCCUCAGCAGGCACCUACUGCCCCGUUUGUUGGUAUGCUGGAAAGGAUCAACAGAGGAGUGGUCACAGGUUUCAUGUUCCUGUGAAAACUGCUCAAUAAUGAUAAUCAACUGCAGCUCCAGUGUCCCCCAUUAAAAUGGCACCAACCUGCAGAAAAAAUGCCAAAAACCCCUCAAACUCCUUUCAUGCAACUCUGAAGUACCAGCACACCAGAAAUACCCAAGUGUGCAGUGCACCAUGAGUUAGAGCAAUUUAAAUCUCUUAACACUUGUUGCAGAAAUAAUAAAUUUGCAAAGCAAGAAAAACAGGUGAUUCUUAACAACCUAAGUCUAUUCAUGAAUUACUGAUUGGACUUCUUUUGAUUUUCUUAAGACACCAGAGUGCACGAAACUUUGUAUUUCAGAGUGCUCAGAAAAAAAAAUUAUUUCUGUGAUGCACAAAUCUUCACCAGCUUUAAUGUACGGUUAACUAUUGCAAAGCACAUGUGACUAAAUUUGCAUUCAUGUCAUGUUCUACUGGUUUUAUUAGAAUUUUCUCCUCCUUUAAUACUGCACCAUGCAUUGUAACUUUAGAAACUUUUUACCUUACUGAAUUAGCUUUAAAUGUAUUGCUACCUUUUAAUUUCCUAGCACCUGUAAAAUAGCUAUUUUGUGUUCAUUUGAUAUAGAAUUGUAAAAACUGCAUUUAUUUAUACAGAGGCAUUUAUAAUACUUAUUUUACAAAUGUUCUUAUAUUCUGAAUAAAUUUCUAAUGCUGUUUCUUUGCCUUGGGAGUUGUUUCAGCAUGGCUUGUCGCCUUACUGUUGAACGGGACUGCCUAAAGAUACUUGGCACACCAGUAUCUCAUCUCCAAGCUAAAUUACUGAGGGAAAUGCUUUUAGAUGGUCAGUAAAGUUCACUUAAUAGAUCGAUGAAAAGUUAAGAACUCUGAUCUGGCCACAGGUUUUAUCUAGGCUGAAGAACAUCAGUACUUCUUUCCACGAACCCUCUACAUCUUCAAUGAACACUUUAUAGAAAUGGAAGGGUGCAUGUGAAACUGUUACCACACAUCCCGUUCUUUCAGUAAGAAGUUACGGACCAAACAGAAAAGAAAACAACACCCAAUAUUACAUAAAUGUUCAAAAAAACUGAGUGGAGUUCACGUACUUCCUUUCUCAUUUGUCUAACACUUUUUUUUCAUUGUGUUGAAUGGGUUCAUUAUCCACCUUUACAACUGACUUCAAAAAAUACUUCCUUUCCCGGCACUAGGUAUAAUCACUGCUGGCUUAAGGCAACACAAACAUUCAACAGUGAAAGAAUAACCUGUAUCAGCAGUACAGGCAUCAUAUUUCACAAUGACCAGCAAUCCUUAUAUUCAUACUUCAGUACUUCAAUACGUUUAUUUAUAAAGUAACUUAACUUUACAGAGGAAAAAAUAACAAUAUAGAAGAAAAUGUCAACUUAGUCAAAGUCUCUUAAAUGGUGUGCUUCAGUUUUGAAUCAAUUCAUAACAAACAAAAUCACAAUCAUCAGUACAGUGGAUGUUACAGGUAGUUACAGACUUUACUUAAUACAAUUGAAGAGUUGACUAAUGCAAACUUUCUUCAAAAGAACAUAAUGGAAGUUGAAUAAAAUCUGUAAUGAUUUUAACUCUUUAGCUGUACGUACUUUCUACUUAAUUAGCACCAAUGUGCCACUUAAAACACAGAGGAAAACAGAUCAAGUUCUUGAGCUUUAAACAAACAUGAGGAAGACAUAACCCUUCAUGCCUGAGCCACACCACAAAGCACUGGCUCCUGUUUUCUGCGAGGCAUGCAGUGCUGCCCUGAAAAGUGUCAUUAUUUGGAAGCAAUACCCAAAUCUGGGUCCUGGAACAUGAACACCAAUCAAGCAUUCUGCCUGAAUUACAACCACCAACCUUCUUCAGGGGGUCUGUUUUGCUUUUUAAUGGUAAAAGUGCCUUGCAACCCAGCUAAACUGCUCCUCAGGGAUGAAGUUCAACUUCCACAUACUGCAGUGCCAUGCAAACACAGUAAAGUUCUGUUGCAAGUAUUGUCGUGAGAAGUAUUUGCUGAGAGCUCUUAAUCAUGCAGUUUUCCAUACUUUUUCUGCAUAACAAAAUUAUGUACCCAACCAGUAAGAUACAAAUUUCAUCCCCACAGUUUAGUAAUUUUGAUCAAACAUGCUUAAGAAAAAUUUGCGAAGUUCUCACCAUUGGAAAUGUGUCAUAGAAAAGUCUGUUUGCAGAAUGUGUUUUCGUAAAAAGCUAUGAAUGCCUUAUUUUAAAAUGAUUCAUGCUCCAUGAGCUGUAAUCAUUUUCUUAAAGGCACUGAAAUGUAACCCAAACUGGAAACAAGAAGCUAGUUCUUCUGAUCAACAAUAUAAAUGCUUAGAAAUGACAAAAUACUCUGUUUUCAGUAAAAUCCAUAGAGACCUUUCCAAAUUUAAACAUUCUGUGUAUUCUGUGAAAUGUUAACAAUUACUUAAAAGGAAGUGCUUUUUUCCCUGGAAGAACUGAAGGAGGACUCAAAGAAUUUUUGACUCCCCAGAAGCAGCUAGAGCUGAGAACAAUUUAAAGAUAAGGGUUUCUGUAAAGCUGAAUCUGUACAAAAAAGUUAAGUCUUGCUGAACCCAAUAUGUUCAAUAGAAAGACAAGUUAAACCCCAAGUAUUUUGUUUUAUUGUACUGCUACCAAUCCAGAAUAAUUCCUCUGGUACAAUCUUGAAUAUGGCCAAUGUCAUCGUUGUUUAAUGUUGACUUCCUUUUAAGUUCACAAGCUACAUGAAAAAGUGAAAUGCACACACAGCACAAAUCCUACUGCAUCUAUCAGUGCUCACAUAUGAGAUUAAGAACAGUGCAAAUACUAGCAUUUAGCCUACUUCCAUUCUUGAACUACACUAUUGCUAUAAAUGCAUAUGAACAAAAACCUAUUAUGGAAGAGUUUUUAAGUCUAAUUUACUUUAAAAGCACCUUCAGUUAGUUUGUAUAAAUUUACCAUAUCUUAAAUAAUUUUGGUUGUUUCAAAAGCUGAAAUAUUGUAAUAACAAAAACAAUUUGAAAUUAUGAAGUUGUGUAUAAGCACCAGAUUAACAUUUACAGUGCAAGACUUAAAAUCAGUUUAUUUACAGAAAUCAGUAUCAACAAAAGAGACUACUCUACUACUUCUCAAUAACUAUGAGUUUCCUAACACAUUUAGAAUAUAACCGCCUAACUUCAAAUAUGAAGGCACCUGGCUUUACCUCUGGAAGAGAAACCUGUUGCUCAGAAUUUGUAACAAAACCCAAGUAUCUGAGGAUUAAACAGCCCACUGACUUCACAACUGGGUAGCCAGUUACCCCUGGAGCAGCAGUGCUGUAUUGCACCACAGGAUAUUGGAGUUUGGAUUCUUCUUAAUGUGGACUCUUUGCUCUUCACACCAUAAUGGCAUGAGUGCAAAAGCAAAUUACCACAUUAAGUAAAGGUUGGAAGAACUGUGUUCUUAUCUGAAAUUACAAUCUGAGAGCAAGUAUGUUAGAAGCAGCCAGACCCAAAGCCUGCCUUGUUUUUAAAAGAAACUGUUACAUCUAUAACAGCUACAGGUAGGUGAAGGAAAAUCACUAAGUAUUGUUCUCAAAUCACCAAAUUAGUUCAGGAAGGUUGGAGCACAGCACAGAAGCCUGGAACAGUGAUUAGGCCCAAAAUGUCAUUAGAAACUAUUUAUGAAUGUUUGGUCUAAAGAAUUUAUAUUGUGUUAAAAAAUAAUGCUUUGAUUGUGCAAUAAAUAAAGCUAUUUUCCCCCUCUCCUUCCUAGAACCACUGUUGCCAGACUUCAAACUAUGCAAGACACAGUUACUUUCAAAAGCUGGAUCAUUGAUACACAUCAAGGAGCUGAAGUGAGCAGCACUCCAGUCACUUAACUGGGCAGGCCACUCUUCAGUCCAAGGUAUAGAAGCAUUCUGAGGAGAGAUGAUAAAACCUCAUUCUAAAGCAGGGAGUUGAUGUCGUACUAGAAACUGCACACUAGUACCAGAUUCCUAGCACCACACAGCUGUAGGUAUUUUUGCUAAAUAUUUGUUUACUCUGCAAGUUGAUUCUAAGAACACUGACUGACCAUUCAUUAUCUGAAUAACCCCUAACAUGGCAGCAUUCUCAAACUGACAGUGUUUGUUUUUCAAGUAUCUUGACUCCAGCUCUUGAGUCAGACAUGCAAACAGCUCCUAAUUCCCUGUGUCUAGCUCCUGUAAAGUAAAAACUCACAGAACUAAA
Cyanistes caeruleus (blue tit) is the source of this 9929-nucleotide messenger RNA. It is a transcript of the gene MCC, whose product is annotated as MCC regulator of Wnt signaling pathway. Gene Ontology annotation, molecular function: calcium ion binding. Gene Ontology annotation, cellular component: cytoplasm. The record is from RefSeq and is a predicted model, not a curated record. Lineage: Eukaryota; Metazoa; Chordata; Aves; Passeriformes; Paridae. Gene Ontology annotation, biological process: negative regulation of canonical Wnt signaling pathway.